UGGCCGGACGGGAGGAAAGUAUCUGCUCGGCUGAGGGGGGAAAGGAGGAGCAGGAGACAGAUUGUGGGACCGAGCGCGGGCGGGCGGGAGGCGCCGGAGCUGCCAGCGGGUGAGUCCUGUUAACAUUAGCUGGUCCGUGGUCUGACAGGAGUCUCCCCUUCUACUCUGGCCCGUCCCAGCGUCCCGGGCCGGGGUCUCCCCUCCCAGUCUGUGUUGGACGGGGGCGCUGAGGCGGUGGCCGGGCCUGUCUGAGGAAGAGGGUGGGGCAUAGUCUAAAGACAACCAAUAAGAGAGAAGGAAGCCACAAUUGGCGGCCAUGAGCGCUAAUGGGAGACCGCCUUUGCCUUGUGGAGUGCCGCCCUCUUCUCUUCUCCCGCCUCCUUCCUUUUGGAGGAAGGCGGGGCCAGAGGACUGAAGUGUGGGGAGAACUUGGGCUCUGCUCUGCUUUAUGAAAUAUGGGAGACGACAGACCGUUUGUGUGCAAUGCCCCGGGCUGUGGACAGAGAUUUACAAACGAGGACCACUUGGCAGUUCAUAAACACAAGCAUGAGAUGACACUGAAAUUUGGCCCAGCCCGAACUGACUCAGUCAUUAUUGCAGAUCAAACGCCUACUCCGACUAGAUUCCUGAAGAACUGUGAGGAGGUGGGGCUCUUCAAUGAACUAGCUAGUUCCUUUGAACAUGAAUUUAAGAAAGCUGCAGAUGAAGAUGAAAAAAAGGGUGCUGCUGGGCCUCUUGACAUGUCUCUGCCUUCUACACCAGACAUCAAAAUCAAGGAAGAGGAGCCAGUGGAGGUAGACUCAUCGCCCCCUGACAGUCCUGCCUCUAGCCCCUGUUCCCCACCACUGAAGGAGAAGGAAGUUGCCACAAAACCUGUUGUGAUUUCUACCCCUACACCCACCAUUGUACGUCCUGGCUCCCUGCCUCUCCACUUAGGUUAUGAUCCUCUCCAUCCAACUCUUCCUUCCCCAACCUCUGUCAUCACACAGGCUCCGCCAUCUAACAGGCAGAUGGGAUCUCCUACUGGCUCCCUCCCUCUCGUCAUGCAUCUUGCUAAUGGACAGACCAUGCCUGUGCUGCCAGGGCCUCCAGUACAGAUGCCUUCUGUUAUUUCGCUGGCCAGACCUGUGUCCAUGGUGCCCAACAUUCCUGGUAUACCUGGCCCACCAGUUAACAGUAGUGGCUCCAUUUCUCCAUCUGGUCACCCUAUGCCAUCCGAAGCCAAGAUGAGACUAAAAGCCACUCUGACCCACCAAGUCUCUUCAGUCAAUGGAGGCUGUGGAAUGGUGGUGGGUACUGCCAGCACCAUGGUGACAGCCCGUCCAGAGCAGAACCAGAUCCUCAUCCAGCACCCUGAUACCCCAUCCCCUGCUCAGCCACAGGUCUCUCCAGCCCAGCCCACCCCUAGCACUGGGGGACGGCGGCGGCGCACAGUAGAUGAAGAUCCAGAUGAGCGACGGCAGCGCUUUUUAGAGCGAAACCGAGCUGCAGCCUCCCGAUGCCGCCAAAAGCGGAAGCUGUGGGUGUCCUCCCUGGAAAAGAAGGCAGAAGAACUUACUUCCCAGAACAUUCAGCUGAGUAAUGAAGUCACAUUACUACGAAAUGAGGUGGCUCAGUUGAAACAGCUACUGUUAGCUCAUAAAGACUGCCCUGUCACUGCACUACAGAAAAAGACUCAAGGCUACCUAGAAAGUCCCAAGGAAAGCUCAGAGCCAACGGGUUCUCCAGCCCCAGUGAUUCAGCACAGUUCUGCAACAGCCCCUAGCAAUGGCCUUAGUGUUCGAUCUGCAGCUGAAGCUGUGGCCACCUCGGUCCUCACUCAGAUGGCCAGCCAAAGGACAGAACUGAGCAUGCCCAUACAGUCACAUGUGAUCAUGACCCCACAGUCACAGUCUGCGGGCAGAUGAUGCCUCCCAUGAUGGAGAGAUCCCCAGCCAGAGCUCGCCCGCUUGAGCCAAGAGAGAGAUCAACUUACCCUCCCAUCUAUCUGCCUUGGAUGUGGCAGUAUGGGAGAGGAAGAAAUUGUGUGUUGUGAGUAUGGACAGAUGUGGGGCUUUUCUCUUUAGCCACAUGAUCAUGUAUGCUUGACACCUGUGCUAGGGGCUUGUGGCCCCAAAGCCACAUAGAUCAUCCCCCAAAAGUGGGGUUUCUUAUGUACCUACAGCCAAAGGCCUUUCCAUAUGGUCCGAGCAAUCAUCCCUGGCCCUGAUGCAUGUGUACCUGUCUCUUAACACUAACCCUUGCACUUGUAGGUUUGGGGUUUUUCAGUGUCCUUUCCUCCCAAUCGAGCUGUGGCUGUUAUCUUCUUAUUCCUUACUAGCAUGCCACUUCCUGCCAGACAGAGGGAGACUAGAUUUGAUGGCAUGUUACUUGCUGUCUCGACCCCAGCCACCUCAUGCACUCAGGACUUUGUCUCCCAAUAGCUGCUUAUUUAUCUCUUCCCCCUCUUCCUAAUUGCAGUGAAAACAUUCACUUACUGAGAAUGUAAUACCUUUGCUGUAUGAAGUAGCAGUAUUUUCCACCUCUUCCCUGUGCUUUAGUCCUUAUUCCCAUCUGCUACCAAAAACAAACACAAACAAACAAACAAACAAAAAAAGCAAAACUCUGAGAGUUUUAAUCAUUUUCAUUUCCAAAUCUAUUGGGUACCUCCUUUUGUCUCUUGACUUUCCUUAGUCUAGUGAUGGGGUCUUUCCUACCACCCCACUAUGGCUUGGGAACCUCAUCUUGUGGCCUUAUUGUUAGUGGCAAUGAAAAGGGAGAGAGCCUGGGAUCUAACUGGGCUUCCCUGUCUCCUUCCCUACCCUCCAGUUCUAAUCAUCAGGGCAGACAGGAACAGUGUAAUUUAAAACUCGUUCCAUCGGGUUACUGGAUUAACUAGUUCUUUGGUAUUUUACAAUAGUUUACUGGCUGAAUUCUACAUAUUGUCAUUUGGUUGUUCGUGUGCUCCUUCCUCUCCACUUUGUUCCCUGUCCACAUCACUGCCUUUCCUACCAUAACUGCUUUACAUCAGCCUCCCUUCUCUCUCCUUCUUUCUCUCACCAGGUUCCUAGCCUAGCCACUAGGUGUCUCUAGUUCUGAAAUUUCUUUGAACUCAUUUUGUUGUUGUUGUUCUGUGCCCCGCAAAUAUAGUGCUUGUCCAAGGCUCCAGGGAUCUGAAACAUUGUGAUCAAGGUCCUGAGUGGCUUUUGAGUAUAAGAGUGAGUAGAGAGAGAAGAGGAAAAUGUAUAAACUCAACAGAGCGCUCAGGAUAUGGCCUGUUUGGUCUGGGAGAUUGCUGACUGUGGCUAUUGGCUACCUUUAUUUGGUGGGAUACAGGGAAAGAAAUAUAGCCCUCCUCUUCCUUGUCUCUGCUUGGCUCUGAACACUGCAGUCUCUUCCAGAGCCAGAGACCUGUGGAUAGAUAGGUCAGCUUUAAUGGCUCUGAAUAGAAAGCCGUCCCAGUUGUCCCAGAGCCACCUUCUGCCAUCUGCUCAAGCCAAGAGUCGUCUCUUCUGCCUCCAUCUUAAAUGUACAGAAUAACUGCUUGCUUUCUUUUUCAUUUUAUCUUCCAAAACUCAUUGUCAUGGAGGAAUGAGAAAGUGUUCUGUCUUACAUUAUUAUUUCUUCAGUUUAGACUAGUGAGCCCAUCCUGUGACAUGUUCUGCCGCACUUUAUGUCAGUUUUCCCUCCUCCUCUAUAUGCAGUGCUGAACAAGCCACACCCAGUGAAAAAACAAAAUGGUUUCCUCAUCCUCUACCCCCAGGGACUCACUAGGAACAGCCCCUGAGGUGACAAGGCUAGUGAAUGUCACCAGAUGGUCAGGGCAGGCCACCAUCUCCAGGGAUCUCACUUGGCUUUAGAACCUCACAGCCAUAGUUUGUGCUCAGGACUUACUUAGAUGGCUACUUCCUGGGAUUUUUUUUUUCCUGUUUAUAAAUUAUGUUUCUUUUCUUUCC
Messenger RNA from Onychomys torridus (southern grasshopper mouse), 3935 nucleotides. RefSeq names its product cyclic AMP-dependent transcription factor ATF-7. The transcript has 12 exons. Gene Ontology annotation, biological process: regulation of transcription by RNA polymerase II. The record is from RefSeq and is a predicted model, not a curated record. Gene Ontology annotation, molecular function: cAMP response element binding; DNA-binding transcription factor activity, RNA polymerase II-specific. Lineage: Eukaryota; Metazoa; Chordata; Mammalia; Rodentia; Cricetidae. Bases 456 to 1907 code for a protein of 483 amino acids.